AAGGUUUACAAAUGGGUAAAAGCUUAAUGGUAAGGAUUUGCUGAACUAACAAACUGAACUGGAAUACAAAAAAGGGAGGUACGAGGAGGUCCGGGGAAAUAAGUGUAAGGAAGAUAUGCUAUGGAAAGUUAACGUGUUUUUUUAACUGUUUUUAUCUUGUAUGUUUUUCUUUAUUUUUCUUUUUUUUUGUUAUAUCUUAAAAACUUUAUUCUUUUUUCUGUCUUUUGUAUUUUCUUGUAUUUUUAUUUUUGUAUUCUUUGAAACUUUAAUAAAUAUCAUUUAAAAAAAAAAAUACAAUUCCCAGCAACCCUUAACAAACUACAUUGCCCAGAAUUAUCUGAGGGAAAGAAUGCUUCACAGGCGCGACGGAAUACUGAGAACUCGUUUACUUUUGCAGCAUAGCUGCAGCUCUCACGUUGUCAAAAGUUGCUGUGCUUCACCUGCUUCAAACUUUCCCAUAUUAUUAUUAUUAUUAUUAUUAUUAUUAUUAUUAUUGCGUCAUGCCCCUCACUCAAGACCCCAGCCCAGUUCACAAACACACUGACCGGUAUCCCCCCCCGCCCAGGCCAGUCCCACCCUUUUCUCCUCAGGCCGGCCAGGGCGUCGCGUGGAGCGGCCGCCCGUGAGGCGAUUCCCGCUCGGAGCCCGCCACCCAGGGGUGGGAGCGGCCCUCCUUUCCCGCCCUCCUCUCUCGGCUCUGGCGUCGGUGGUUUGUUAGGGGGUGGGCUGUGCUUGUCUGCGCGUUUUAUUCUAAUUAUUAUUUGAAAAAGGCGCGAGGAGACGUUGGAAAGAAGAGGCCGCCGCCGCCGCCGCCUUGAGGUCUGGCUCCUUGAGAAGCCUUUCAAAAGAGCGGCGCCUGCGAGAGGGCGGGCCUAUUCUUGCGUGUGGAGGUACAAACACGGCCCGUAUAUAAAUUCGGGCGGCCGUUAAGAGGGAGGGGAUUCAAAAUGAGGGAGGGCCGGAGGGCGGCGGAGCAGUUUGGCUUCGGGCGGGGCGCGUGCGUCUGAACGCGCCCAGUCUCGUGUCAGUCGGUCGAGGGCGCGACCCUGCUGUCCGGGCGAGGGGCUUCCUCCUCCUCCUACACGUGAAGGGAAGUGGUGAGGAGGGGGUCGCGGGCGUGCAGGUCCAAAGAGGGCCAGCCCAGGGGUGGAGGGAGGGUCGUGAUUUGGCUAUUUCUUGUUUCUGACUUGUUUUAGCCCUUGGGAAAGGGUGGGAUGGAAGCUUGGUUGGGCGGCCUAGAUUUCUUACACGAAUAUCCCUCCCUCAAAUAACACGUGGAAGGUACAGGGUUGCAUGGAUAGCAUAGAAUAAUGCGGGUUUUUUAUGGUGUGUUGUCCUUGGUGUCUAGAGUCGUUGCAUUAGAAGUGCUUUUGUGCAAAGGAUUUUUCUGGUUUGAUUUUAAGAUGGCGUAUUCAUACCUGCUUGCUAAUUAAACAAACAUACCUUCUUACCUUUUAAAAAUAAAUAAAUAAAAUAAAACAGCUUACAAGAAUCAGGUAUGUCUAGGUUGAGGUGACAGGCUUGGUUGCAAUGUUUUUGUUAGAGGGCAGGUGUGGCUUGUGGGAGCAGUGGCACUGACUUUGGGGAUGGACUCUUGUGUAUGGCUCAUCCCCUUCCUGUAAAAAAAAGGGGGAAAUAAUAUAAUAAUAAUAAUAAUAAUAAUAAGUUUUAUUUAUAUCCCGCCCUCCCCAGCCGAAGCCGGGCUCAGGGCGGCUAACAACACUAAAAUAGUGCAACAUUAUAAAAACAUUAUAAAAAUUAAUUAAAAUCAGAAUUGAUGGCAACCAUAAACUAAAGUUUUGUAAAGAUUGCCAAAGGAGGGAGUCAGGCUGUGCCCUGACCAAAGGCCUGGUGGAACAGCUCUGUCUUGCAGGCCCUGCGGAAAGAUGUCAAGUCCCGCAGGGCCCUGGUCUCUUGUGACAGAGCGUUCCACCAGGUUGGAGCCGCAGCCGAAAAAGCCCUGACUCUAGUUGAGGCCAGCCUAACUUCUCUGUGGCCUGGAACCUUCAAGAUGUUUUUAUUUGAAGACCGUAAGUUCCUCUGUGGGGCAUACCAGGAGAGGCGGUCCCGUAGGUACGAGGGUCCUAGGCCGUAUAGGGCUUUGAAGGUUAAAACCAGCACCUUAAACCUGAUCCUGUACUCCACCGGGAGCCAGUGCAGCUGGUAGAGCACCGGGUGAAUGUGAUCUCGCAGCAAAGACCCCGUAAGGAGUCUCGCUGCGGCAUUCUGCACCCGCUGGAGUUUCUGGGUCAGUCUCAAGGGCAGCCCCACGUAGAGCGAGUUACAAUAAUCCAGUCUGGAGGUGACCGUCGCGUGGAUCACAGUGGCUAGGUCAGGGCGAGAGAGGUAAGGAGCCAACUGCUUAGUUUGGCGGAGAUUGUUAUAGCUGCAAUCUGCGCCUCCAUGGAGAGGGAGGUAUCGAAGAUUACACCCAAACUCUUAAUGGACGGUGCUGGCACUAAUUGCACCCCCGCAAGAGAUGGGAGUUGCCCCCUCAAUCCCAUAUCGUCCCGUCCCAGGAAAGGGUUUAUUGGGCUUAUGAAAGUUAACAGAAGAUAACUUUCCAGGUUUAUAUUCAAUCGUCGUUUCCCUCUGCUCCCAAACUCCCCCAUGGGAUAGUGAAAACUUAAAAUUGCACCAAGCCAAGGCUGAUCCAAGAUGUUUUGCUAGGGCCAGAUGGCAACCCCUGCCUCAUUCUAUCUACAGAAACUAAAUGGGUGGCACUUGAAUUCAACACUGGCAGCAGGAUAGCAUCCUCCACUGCACCAAAGGCAACAUAAUAGUUGAGGGUAGCUGGAACAGGUUGUGUAGUUGCACAGCUCUGUCCUCCCACAAAGGGAAAUGGCCAAGAGACAUAAGAGGAGUAGCCAGGAGGCUGCUGCCUUAGGCGGUUGACUUUACCUAGUGGUAGGGCUGGUCCUUUUUAUAGUCCCUAAAUCUUGAUGCCCCUAGAUCAGAACCUUCAAAGUUGUUAUAUCCAUUUAUGGGUGCAAUCUAGCAGAAUCUCAGCACUUACUAAAUUCAGCAGGUUUUAGUGGGGAUUACAUUUAUCAGUUGUCCAUGACGGAGCUCUAAAGUGUUUAUGACUGACUGAAUUGUGCUCUUGAUGCUUGCAAGUAUUGCUUUUGGGGGAGCUUGGAUGAUGGGGUUUAUCAGUGCUGUUAAAGAGAGAUGAGAUGAAAGAUAAACCUUGUACCCAGUUUGCUCAGACUUUAACCGUAAGGGUUUGUUAUAGUUGUGUGCUUCUGAGGCUCUGUGGUGGGGUACUAAUCCCAACACUGUCAUUAAAAAAAGAACUGAUCAGGAUAUGCCCCACUCCCUCCUAAAAACCAUGCAAAGGUUACCGUUGUAAAAACAAAGCAGCAGCUCUUUCUGAGCACCUGUUUUUUCAGAUCCCUCUGGGUUUCCAAAGUAUCUCUUUUUCAGUUUGUGUACCUGUACUGUGUUCUCCCUUGUCCAUCUCACAGUAACGUUAUCUGGUGAUUAUUAAGCCGGUUAUCGCCAAGAGCAGUAUUUCUUUGUCCUUUAACACUUCCUUCUCACCUCCCCCAGUGUCAACAUGUCCGAUCAAGAACGCCUGAUGAACUCGAUGAAGAAAGUAGUGAGGUCCCUGCUGACACCAGUCAAGGAAGGCCUCACCCCUAUGGAGUUAAACAAAGAAUACAAGUCUAUGAUAGGAGAACCACUUCCGUUUCGUGCCCUGGGUUACCGUUCUGUCAUGGAGCUGGUGAUGGAUAUGCCAGAUGUUGUUAGCAUCUGCCCUAGUGGAAAUGGCAAUACUGUCCUCAGAGGUGGGUUUUGGAUUAGUUGGCAAGAGCAGGGAAUGCCAAUAAAUGGGGAAUAAUGUUUGGCAGGCAUACAGGGAGUUUAGGCUGGGUGGUUCAAGAAAGAAUGGAACUUGGCCAAAGAGCUGCCUAUUGUAAAUAUGUCCUGUAGUUUGAUUUUGAGGUCCCUCUGAACAUAAAGCAGUCAAGGGCAUUCCCUUGCAUUUUCCCGCAGAGUGCGGUUUGUUUUACAAUAAAGGCAAUUCUUCUGAAGUAUUGUGUCAUGGUGACACAUUCCCCAAACACGGUUUAAAUAUGAACCAGUUUUUAAACCUAAGAAGAUGAAAUCUGCAUGUAAGAGUAUUUUUUAAAUGUGUUUAUGUUGCAGGGUAUAAUGCACUUAGACUUCACUCACAGGGUUAACAGAAUUAAGCUAUUCCCACAACAAAUAGAAGGUACAGAUUUGGACAUAACGUAGCCCAAGACAUCCAAAGUACUUUCAAUUCUAUGUAUAUAGCAUAUUUUUUUGGUCAUGUUUGAUGUGUAAUGUCUACCUAACAAGAGCCAGCACUCCAGGAGAGAGCACACCAUGUGACAUCUUCAACAGAUUUCAUGGUUGUGGGUGUUUCCCUUCACAUACAUGAAUCACAAAUACUGUAGGCUGGGGUGGGUGGGUGGUUGGGUUGCCUUGAUGGUGGUAAGCAGGGAAGUAAGUAUAGAAAUGGAGGGUUGUACAUGAGAUUAAAUAGAGAGGUAAGGGAGCUCUAAUAACUUAGGGAAAGAAGGAUCUUCUGGUCUGAACAGCUGGGAAAACACCUAUGCUUGCAAAUCUACAAAUAUUGUGUAUUAUGAUAACUAGCUGUAUUUCUUUGGCAGUACCAUUUUGUUGUAAGAGGAUGGCAAGAAGAAAGGGGAGGGGGGAGGAGAGGAGAAAUUUUCUGUGUCAACAUGCAACUUUAACCAUAUGGGCUUCUGUCUUUUAGCUAUUCCAGAUGAGUCCACUGAGUUGAUUGCAAGCUUGGUUGCCAGACAGAAAAGCAAACCGAAGCCAUAUUUUUCCAGGGGAAAGCCAAAUUUCUCUUUUAAUGCCAGAUCUUGCUCUGGCCUGCCUCAGCCCCCCCGAAUUUCUCUGCCCCGGCGGGGUCGGGUUUCUCCUACUCUGCCAGCUGUGGUAAAAAGUGAACUGAAGGAACUGCUGAGAUCUUCACCUGUCCUGCUUUCAGAUUUUGACAAAGCCUUUAGUCGGCACUUUGGACGGAAGUUUGAAUUUAUGCGUUUUGGGUUCUUCUCUAUGUUAGAAGUGCUGAAUGCAGCUUCAGAUAUCAUCACGGUUGUGCAGACAAGGGCAGGCUCCUUGUUGACUCUAAAGCCCUCCAUUAAGAAAAAUCCAGAAAAGCUGCCAGAGUGUAAGUUUAUGUUUGCUUAAAUUCAGCUCUAGGGGAAAAUUGCUCUUAUUUGGCACCUUCAUUUAGUUGAGAUUCCUGCAUUGCAAGGGGUUGAACUAGCUGACCCUAGAUGACUCUACAACUCGUGUUUGCUUUACCCAGUACUACCUUGCAGCCUUAUGGUUCCUCUCCACGUUAAACAUACAAACUCCUUCUGCCCCAACGUGUAGAUAAGCGCCCCUCUCAAGUGGUAUGGCUGGAAGAGGUGGGAUCACAAAUAUAGGAACUUUGAGAAACCUAUCUGUUACUGGAAAAUGAGUAGUACUGGGUAGAGUUACCGUAUUUUUUGCUCUAUAAGACUCACUUUUUCCCUCCUAAAAAGUAAGGGGAAAUGUGUGUGCGUCUUAUGGAGCGAAUGCAGGCUGCGCAGCUAUCCCAGAAGCCAGAACAGCAAGAGGGAUUGCUGCUUUCAUUGCACAGCGAUCCCGCUUGCUGUUCUGGCUUCUGAGAUUCAGAAUAUUUUUUUUCUUGUUUUCCUCCUCCAAAAACUAGGUGCGUCUUGUGGUCUGGUGCGUCUUAUAGAGCGAAAAAUACGGUAAUUCCCUUCUGAGAGCAUGUGCUCUGUCUUGCUCUUUCUCAGACAGCAGCCAAGCAUGAGAGUGGGAGUAGUGGGGUGAAGCAAAGAUGUUGGUGCACUUCUAUUAAAAUAAUUAAUCUUAGUGUGUACUAUUCAUGUAGAAUUUUGCACCCAACUGCAGAUUGCACACAGUUGUGGGCAAGAAUCUACAAAUACAUUAUGUGCUCAUUUCUAUAGGUAGACAAUUGAUUUGUUUUUGUCCCAGGUGCCAGUAAAUAGAGUAAACUUGGGAAAAGGUUGUGGUCUGAGGUUCAGAGAGCUUGGCUUUGUUACUGAAAAAUUAUGACCAAAUUGCCAAAUAUUUUUCAGUAGCAUUUGAAACUGAAAACCAUGGUGAAAUACCGCCGGGGGGAGUACACCCUCUUUGAAUUCUGUGGUUUUACAUAUGAGGACAUAGUAACAAUCAUCUGUUCCUUAGCAGGUCUUAAAAUUAGGUAAAUACAACCUUACAUGAACAACAAAUGACAUAUCACAACGUGUCAUGAUUUAUUUAACAGAAAUGAAUCCAAAAUGGAGAAGCCUUAUGAUUCAGUAGCUUGUAGAACAACUUUUAGCAGCAAUAACUUGAAGUAAUUGUUUUCUGUAUGACUUUAUCAGUUUCCCACAUCGUUGUGGAGGAAUUUUGACCCACUCUUUUUUACAACAUUGCUUCAGUUCAUUAAGGUUUGCUGGCAUCUCUUUAUGCACAGCUUACUAAAGCAUUUCAGUUGGGUUGAGGUCUGGACUUUGACUAGGCCAUUGCAACAAACACCUUGAUUCUUUUUCAGCCAUUCUGUUGUAGAUUUGCCGGUGUGCUUGGGAUCUUUGUCCUGUUGCAUGACUCACUUUCAGCCAAGCUUCAGCUGUCAGGCAGAUGGCCUCACAUUUGACUCUAGAAUACUUUGAUAUACAGAGAAGUUCAUGGUGACACAAUGAUUGCAGGGUUCCCAGGUCCUGUGGUUGCAAACAAGCUAAAAUCAUCAACCCUCCACCUCUGUGCUUGACAACUGAUACGAGGUGUUUGUGCUAAUGUGCUGUGUUUGGUUUUCGCCAAAUGUGGCGCUGUGCAUUAUGGCCAGAAAUCUCCACUUUGGUACCGUCUGCCCAAGGGACAUUGUUCCAGAGCUUUGUGCUUUGUUCAGAUGCAACUUUGCAAACCUAAGCCGUCCUGCCAUAUUCUUUUUAUAGAGAAGAGGCUUUCCCCUGGCAACCCUUCCAAACAAAGCAUACUUGUUCUUUUUCUGAUUGUACUGUUAUGAACUUUAACAUUUAACAUGCCAAGGCCUGUAGACUCUGAGAUGUAACUCUUGAGUUACUUGCAAUCUUGAAUGUUUUCCACUUUUGAAUAAUCUUUCUCACUGUGGAAUGAUGGAAUUAAAAUUGGUUGGCUAUGGCUUUAUAACCCUUCCCAGUUUCAUGGGCAGCAAUUAUUGCUUCUCUAGGAGCAUUGCUGAUGUCUUUCCUCCUUGGCAUUGUGUUAUCUAGAGCAGCAAACUGAUAAAACUUCGGCUUUUGUAGAGGUGAGUACACUUGCUGAUGACCAAUUAAGCAAGCGCAUUUGAUUAGUAGCACCUGUCUUCUACUUAGCCCCUUAAUUCCUAUGGAAGCAGUAAGUUUUUCACAAAUAGCUUCCCCAUUUUGGCUUUAUUUUUGUUACAUAAAUCACGGCAUGUUGUAAUAUGACAUCUGAGGUUGUAUUUACCUAAUUUUAAGACCUGCUAAGGAACAGAUGACUGUUAUUAUGUCCUCAUAUGUACAACCACAGAAUUCAAAGAGGGUGUACUUUCUCCCCUCCCCCCAUGACUGUAAGUAUUCCUGAAGGCUCUGCAUUAAGCUCAUUCUUCCUUUCUGCUUUGUCAGUUAAGCAAAAUGGUGAUCCUUGUUCUAAGCCUUGUGCACUUGAGCUGAUGAGUGAGUGAUCUUGUAUCUGCUCAAACAUGCAAGUGAUAAAUAAAACAAUACAGUAAAGGGUUUUGUGCUGUGCUGUUGGCUUAUAUUGAGAUUCCACUGCUCUUGGAGGUGUUCUUGGAAAUGAGUGUGAGCCUUCCAGCAUUGCCUACCUAGGGAAACAGAAAACUGUCACGUGAAAUCAUGUCUGUAAACCCUUUCUUGGCUUUAUUAAGGCAAAGCCGUGAUUCCAUCACAUAAGACAAAGCAGACUUUGCCUACUACUCUGCCAGCACCUGCAGUGAAGAAAUCUUCAACCCCUGCCCUACCUAUGGAUAAUCAAAAUCCAUCUCCAAGCCAAGAAUCUGAUGCUUUAGUAGUAGAGUUGAAACCAGUGGAAACCCCAUUAGUGAGAACUGAUGAGAGGAUGAAACAAGUAAGUAAUAGAAACAUUGCACUCCAAAGGUGACUAAACUAAGGGAAUAUUUAAUUAGUUAUUAUGAGAAAAUGAGAAUCCGUAUGGACACAUUUCAUAUUGUUUGGUGUCUUAAUUAGUACACAUUGUCCAUGUAGAAGGAUUUUAAACCUAAGUUCUUAAAGAUGAGAAAAGAUCUGCUUUAAGCUGGGUGAGGACAGAGGUCGCCAGCCUUCUUGGUUGGGCCAGUGGGCAUAUUUGGAAUCUGCCAGUCAUAAAAUGGCUGCCAUGGGCACUUGACAUAAUUAGUGAUGUUAAAUUCUCGAGAAUAAUCUCGAUUAAUGAGGUGUGUACAUUUAAAGCAGCUGUGUAGAUGACACAGAAUUUACAGUUUGUGGAGAAUAUUCUCCAGAGAAUUUUCUAGCAUCACCUCACAUCACUAGGCAUCUGUGGGGUGUGUCAUGACACAAAAUAGCUGCCAUAUCUAAAAGAGAAAAAAUGAAGACCACAGAAUAGUGCAGGCAUGCCCCCUCCAUCAGUUGGAAUUGCUACUAUACUUGCUGAAAUAGAGAAGCUCAGCUCCUUUUCUCACGGUUACCUCCCAGCAUAACAGCAUAAUAUGCUUCUGCAGCAAAUGCAAACAGUUAAUCAAAAUGACUGUCACAGCAAGGAAAAUGUAAAUAGGAGGAAAGAGGAGUUUUCCAAAGGAACGCUCACUGAGUGCAUAGAAAAUUUGUUGAUCUGGGUGCUUCCACACUAGACACUUGGUGUGGGAAUGCCGUGCCUUUUUCACUCUUUACUGGGCACACUUGUUACGCGGUCCUGUGGUUUUUCCUUAUUUUUCAGACUGCAGAGGAAGAUCAGGAAAACAGUGCAGUUUUUGUAGGUGUAGACAGCCUUGAUGCUUCUGUUCAGCUUAUUUUUUAUUUUUUAAAAAGGGUUUUUGAUGCAUGUAGUGACUUUCGGAAGAUUACAGUAGUGCCAUUCAAAAUCCCUUCGCUUUUCAUCCAGACCUUUUUUUGUUAACCAGCUUUUAAUUAGCACUGAAGAGCUUUGUGUAGGCAUUUAUAUUAAAAUAUUAAUAUUACUAAAAUAGAUCUUUUUAAUGAACAAAUGUUCUAAAGCUGUAGCUAUACAAUUUUUAAAAAUGAACCCUGCUGCCUUUCUUGUCACCACUAUUGUAACAAUGCUUUUGUCCCCCACCUUCAAUUUAAACACUUACGUUUCCACACAAAUGUUAAAUUGCUUGUCAUUUUGGCAUUUACUGAAGAGUACAAUGGCCAAUCAAGUCUCAGUGAAUGCUCUUAGUGUUAAUUAAUAUUUUUUUUUUGAAGGAUCACUUAGACUUUUAUUUUUAUUUCUUUUUGCUGCUCACACAAAUUAGACACUCCCAAACCACAGCUGCUGUGCUACAUGCUCUGUGUGGGCAGAACAGAUAAGGAUGUAGACACUAGAAACACACAGUGCCCCUGAUAGUGUGGAGAGUUGAUUGCUCUUCCAUAUUUAGCUCACUGCAGUUAUUAGCUCUAGCAGCUGCCUUAUGGAAGCAGGCUUGGAAUUGUUAUCUUGCAUUUCUAUCAGUGAAAAAGUACUGCAAACUGCAGAGGUCUUUGAAAAAACAAGGCAGAAGACUUCUUGCCUGACUCAGUCAAUGGAUGGGAGUUCAGUCGGCAGUUAUUGCUGCAGUCCUGUCCACCUUACCCUAUACAGUAGUACCUCGGGUUAAGUACUUAAUUUGUUCCAGAAGUCUGUUCUUAACCUGAAAUUGUUCUUAACCUGAAGCACCACUUUAGCUAAUGGGGCCUCCCGCUGCUGCCGCGCCGCCGGAGCACGAUUUCUGUUCUUAUCCUGAAGCAAAGUUCUUAACCCGAGGUACUAUUUCUGGGUUAGCGGAGUCUGUAACCUGAAGCGUCUGUAACCCGAGGUACCACUGUACCACUAAAAAUGUAAGCUUGUGUCCAGUGAAUUAAAAAACGUAGCAGCAGCAGCAUGGACUACACUUACACUGGGCAAGAUGCAGUGGUUUGGUGGUUGAGGGCACCUUAUUACCUGCCCUGUACCCUAAGGUCCCAAGGCUGGUUGCAUCAUUACAACACAAUUUUACAAACAGGUAAAAAGAACUUAAAACCACAGAAAUAAUGUGGAUCCUAAAAAUCUACAUCUCAACUUUGGAAAGCCAGGGUAAAGCGGUGCAUCUUCAGCGUUCCCUAGAAGCCGUAUAAUGAUGGUGCUAGAUGCACAUCUGUGGGGAGGAAAUUUCACAGCUCUGGCUGCCAUGGAGAAUGCCCUCUGCUGAACCACCUUCUCCCUCGCUCGCUUCUGAGGGCGAUGGAGCAACUAAGAGUGACCCCUCUGCCAAUCUUAGUACCUGAGAUUCUGUAGGGAAGGAGGUGGUCUUUCAGGUAUCGGGACUGAAUUGUUUAGGGCUUUAAACACUAAUGUGAGCACCUUGAAUUGGGCGCAUACCUUUUUUCCCCCUUUGGCUCCUGCAGAGGAGGACAGGGUUAUCACUAAACAGAAGCUGUUGUUAAAAGCAGGUUCCUCUAACUUUCGGGUAUUGGAAACUAUUUUGUCCAAUGAUGUCAUUCCUGCUAUAUAAUUAUACAAUAUUAUGCAUAUUUUAGAUGUAGGUGGGAGGUCAGACUGUGUGAGAGUGAGCAGGAAGAAGAGGGCACCAAAGGCGGGGAAAUGUAAAGACGCAACCCGCUGCUUUAAAAAAAUGGAACUUAUUUACAAUAAUUGUACCAAUCCUAUCAUGUGAUCUUGAUAUGUAAUCUACCAUUAAUAUAUCUGAAGUGAUUGUUGCGUGGUGUUCAAAACUUUCAGUGUGAAGUUUCCAAUGUAAAUGCCACAUUUAUAUGAAUGGAUGCCAAUUUGUAUGCACUGGCUUUCCCUCUCACUUUCUUCAUAUCUGUGGAAUCUGUUUCUCAAAGCUAGAGAAGGAGAUGCAGAUAGCACUUUCCCAGAAAGGACCUGGAGGGACAAUCGGCUCCGAACUUAAGGAAAAAAUAAAAACUGUAAGUGUUCAUAAUUUAAGGAACUUAGGUUGAUUUUUUUUUUAAAGGCAUGUCAUUAAUUAAAACUAUGCAAAGGAGCCUUUCCGGAGCCUUAGGCAAACAUUCCCUGCCAUGCUUCCCACCUUCUUUCCUGGUGUGAGGCAUAUGAUGAUUUGACCAUUUGUCUGAGCUGGCAGUCUGUCUUGUGCUUACUUUGCAAAUCAGGAUUGAAAACUAAGGAAGAAUGUCUGAAUUAAUAAUCUUAAAACCCAGCCUGUGUGCCCCUCUCCUUGACCUCUUAUAUUCCAGAAAACCUGGGCUGGAUCUAGACACAUCAAAGAAGCGUUUCAGUGUAAAGCAUUGUAAAUUUAAACGGAAAACAGGUGGAGAAAAAUAGGACUCUGCAUCACCAUCUGGUGGCACAAUGUUAUAUCACACAUACAACACAUAAAUCACAUUUUUUUAAGCAGUCUAGCUGAGUCCUGGGUGCUUUAAAGAAAAAAAUUGGGAAAUUGUAUUGCAUGUAGCUGUGUAUAGAAAAUAAACUUUUGUGCCUGUAUAUUUUUAUUUUGCAAAUGUUUUCUUAGAUGCAAGACAAGUGGCUAGUUGGGGGGUAUUGUUGUAAAUGUUUGUGUCAUGCGCAACAUUCUUAUCGGCUGCUUAGACUGCAUGACAACUAAUUGUUGACUAUAUGUUGUUUGUAAUUUAGAUUGUAGCGCAGCACCCCGAAGGAUUACUUGUUUCUAAGUUACCUGGUGAAUUUGAGGCAAGUUUCCUCCUUUCGGAAGUUGCUUUUGCUUUUGUCCUUUUCUGUGUAUGUUUCUACUGAAACAAAUAUUGGCGCCUGAGUCAGAGAGACAGCCAAUAGCUCAGCAUGCUAGACCACAGUUUGCUUGGGCUCGUUCCAGCUCAUGCACACUCUUCUAAACCAUGGUUCAGCACAUUAGUGCACAAUCUACACCCCUUGACUUAAUAUUAUAUAGCCUUUGGUCUUUAGGAAGAAGGGAAGCGGGGGGUGGGCAUAGCUGUCAACCGUCCCUUAUUUGGUGGGAAAGUCCCUUAUCCCAGUGCCGUGUCCCGCUGCUGUCCCUUAUUGAUGAUGUCCCUUAAAUUUCCCGGGUUUCAAAGGAAGCAGCUUCUUUCCCUCCCUCCCUGCUGGCCAGGGAGGAGGGAGGCUCCAACUGUGUUGCUUGGCUGCGUUGCUCACCCAAUAAGGAGUCUUAAGAACGACUGGGGGGUGGAGUUUGCAUGCCUUGUGCCGAUCAAAUCAGCCGCGUUGCCUGGGGACUCGCCUUUGCUCAGUGCUUCCCAGCUAAGAGGUGACAGUGGUUUCCCUUGCUGUAUCCCCUUUGCCGGGUUGCUGCGCUGUGGGAACAACCACUGGAGGCUUCGUUUGGCUGCUGGCUGGGCUUUCUGCCUUUGGCUCGGAGGGGCUCAGAAGUUGAACAUACCUGUGCUUGGAAAACCCCUUAUUCUGGCUGCUGAUCCCUUAUUUUCGAGGCUGCUGGUCCCUUAUUUUCAAAUCUGUAAGUUGACAGCUAUUGCGGGGGGAGGAGUGAUGGUUCUGCCCUUAAAAGGUUACCCCUAAGGGUAUGUGGCCCUCAGCAGAAAAAGCAUUGCCUGCUCCUGGUUUGGUUUUAUUGUUGCCUCCCUGUAAUCUUACUCUACUUUUGGGGGUGGGAUGAGGGAAGUUCUUCUAAUCUUCCUUUUCUUUUGCUUAGUUAAACAAAAAUCUCUGAUUUGAAUUUCAAUUUAGUAGGCUCAAAUAUUGUUCAGCCUAGACCAAAAGUGAACAAAACAGACAAGAAAUUUUACUGGGUUAUAUUCUCUGGGUGAAAAUGGAGAUACUUUCCAGUUUUUAUGGACCAGAUUCAAAGAGAUUUCCUACGAAAAGUUCAAAUUCAAUAUUUUCCCUUUUCUCCACCCCACUCACUGCCCAUUUCCUUCUUGACCAGCACUUGAACUAAAUGUUUUGGAGAGCAUUUUAGCUUCCAAAAAGUACCUAUUUUUUAUUGCUUGUUAGUAUGGCUAUUGCAAGUCCAAAGGAAGAAUAUUGCAGGACGUCCUUUUUGCAUUGAUUAAUCAGAUUUUCUUUAUAUCUAGCGACAUUUUAAAGAAAUACUGGCAGUAAAGAAACUAGGUUUCUUAAACCUGAUGGAACUGGUUGGUGCCCUUAGUGAUGUUCUCCAUAUUGAAUGCAAAGAAGGGGAACAAGACUGGCGCAUCUUUGACAUUGAGUCACAGUGCUUAAGAGAUGGUAAGUGGGGAACACUGCACUUGCUGAUACUUCCAAGGUGGCAGGUUGGAUUGGGCACAAACAAACAAACUUCUUAACCCAUGCCAUUUGAUAAAGCAAGUUUGCAUUUGGGUUGCAAUAGACUAUAUUUCAUACCAAAGGUGUGUUGAUAGGCUCCUAUUGUUUUCCCCUUGGCACACAAUAUAUUAUCACAUGCCGUCCCAAUUUCCAAGUACAGUGGUACCACAGGUUAAGAACUUAAUUCAUUCUGGAGGUCUGUUCUUAACCUGAAACUGUUCUUAACCUGAGGUACCACUUUAGCUAAUGGGGCCUCCUGCUGCUGCCGCGCAAUUUCUGUUCUCAUCCUGAAGCAAAGUUCUUAAUCUGAGGUACUAUUUCUGGGUUAGCGGAGUCUGUAACCUGAAGCGUUUUAACCCGAGGUACCACUGUAGUGUGAGAUUCCAGGCGUUCCAGGUGCUUACCAAGGUUCAGUUUCCUUGGAAUGAGGCACCGUGGAGAUUGUGGUGUCUUUAUAAUAUGUGAUUUAUUUACACAUAUAUACAAAAUGAGUCUAGGAUGGCAGGAUUCACAGCAUUAACACCCCAAUGAGCUUUUGCUUCUUCCAAAGCUGCAGCCUUAGAUUCAAACAGAAAUCAAACAUCGCUCUGACUCUGGCUUCCUAGCCUGUUGCUUUUCACCUUCUAGCUUCUAUCUCACAUCACUUAACACUCUCCACUCUGCCUUUGUCCUUCCAACUACCCACGAGUUGAGGAAGAUGCCUCCACCCAUUUGCUGUAUGGCACAGAGCCCCUUCCUUUGCUUCCCUUAAUGGCUCAUUACCCAGGCUAUCGCCUCACCAGGAAGUCGCCAGUUGCUUGUGUGCACUCUUGUCUGAUGAGGGUGCUUAAGCUGGGGGGGGGGGUGUCCCACUAAUGUGCCAGUUGUUCAACUGGGGCACAAGCCUGAAAAAGUUGAUGCCAGCUAUGUAGAGGGCAAAAGUGGUGUUGUGUGUGCAUUCUCUUUUGUCAAUAAGGAAUUAAACCACCAGCCGUUUGUCCGCCUUGGCUGAGUGUGCGCAGGAUAAUAGCGUCCUUAUAAGUGGGAUGAUCUGCUCCACAAUAUUUGGCAGGGGUGAAACAAAGGUGAACCAUGCUUGCAGCUUGUAACUUUAGCCCUCAGAAAGGCUGGCAGAUUGCACCUUGUUUUACUUUCCAGCUUACAGAUCCUUCCAAGGUGGAUCCCAAGAAACAUUAAACUAUAUUUUUACAAAUUGCACUGAACAAUAUCAACAUAUCAAAUUUAUCAAAGCAGAGAAGGGCUAUAGCUCAGUGGUAGAGCAUCUGUCUUGCAAGCAGAAGGUCCCAGGAUCAGUCUCUGGCAUCUCCAGGUAGGGUUGGGAAAGCCCCCCCCCCCCAAAUCCUAGAGAACCACAGUCAGUUGCAGUACUGAGCAAGAUGGACCAAGUAGAUGGACUCAGUAUAUGGCAGCUUCCUAUGUUUGUAUCAAGGCUCUUUUCACAGGUCGAGGGAAUGUCCAGCUGAACAGGCUCUGAGAUGGUCUUCAGAUGCCUCCCUCCCUCUUCUUAGAUCAGGCAUACGCAAACUAGCCCCUCCAGAUGUUUUGGGACUACAACUCCCAUCAUCCCUAGCUAACAGGACCAGUGCUCAGGGAUGGUAGUCUCAAAACAUCUGGAGGGCCAAAUUUGUCUAUGCCUGUCUUAGGUCCUUCCUAAUUUUCUGUGAUGUGUGAAGAUGCAUUAAGCAUGCAUGCUUAAUAGACUACUUUUAUUUUUGAAUUUAACAACACCUUUGGGGGGGGGAAUAGCAGCCAAGUAGGGGAAAUUUUGAGCAGAAAAGCAGGUCAGGACCCUGCCCUGAUUCAGAAUGGGAGCCUAUUCCAACUGGACACUGGUUGGUUUUUCCCAGGUGUGAAAAUGGCAGAUGAACUAUGUUUCCUUAAAACAUAUAACUAUACAUAAACUAUACAUAAACUAAACAUAAACCGCUCAGCUGGAAAGGGGAAAGAGGGCGGUCCCCGGGCGUGCCUGGCCUUAAGUAGGCUAGGCCAUGCCUCCCCAGCCCGCCGAUUGGCGGGUCCGGGUCAACGACACGCCCGGGGAUUCCCUGGAUCUCGCGGGGGCAAUAGGCCAGCCCCCGCGUGUGUGGCAGGGGUUAGCCUGCAACCCCCUCUCCUCCCAAGCUUGGAAAUGGCUUUGGCCUUGCCUCUGUGAUGUAUGAUUCUUGAAUGCAAACUUCCUCCUUUGGGCUUGAACUUUGGGAACUGCCAAUUCAGACUUUUUAAAAUGAAGGUUGUGUGUUUGCCUUCUAAACAUAAGUAUCUGUUGUUCCUACAGAUGAGCAUGCAAGUGAUAAGAUUGCCCAGCCUGACUCUUUAGCACAUGAAGAGACGCCAGAUGUGCAUGAGCUGCUCAGCUGGAAUUUUCCUCUGGAGGAAUCUAAGGCUCCAGAUGUGAAACUUAGUGUAGUAACGAAGAUGACGACACCGGUAGGCUGACAUUGCCGUGGUAUCAUGGUUAACAUGUAGCGUCAUGUUUUACAACAGUUGGAUAGAUAUCAAGAGACGACUAACAGUGGAUUGUAUUUUUUUUCUUAAAUCAGUUGUUUUUGUGUAUAAUUUUUAUUAAUUUUUCUGUUUUAGAAUUUAACAUACUCAUUUUACAUCCUUAAGAUAUCAGUGACGUGACUUCUUCCCUUUCCCUGGUUCAUUUUACACAUCAUAAAUCCCUGCAUAUUUUACAAAAACUAUACCUUUCAGUAUUCCAUUAUUGCAUCCAUCAACAUUUACAUUGUUGAAUUUAUCUUAAUGCUGCCAGCAUUUUCAGCUGUACACAAUUAUUUCCCAUAUAUUCAAUAAACUUUUUCCAUCUUCUUUAAACGUGUGCUCUUCUUAUUCUCUUAUUCUGUAUAAGUCUGCAAGUUGUACAUAUUCUGUCAAAAUAUUUAUUAACUUGUUACCAAAAUUAGAUUUAAGGCUUUCCUUUAACCAGUGAUAUUAAAAUGUGCCUUAUUGUUUAAUAUAUUAGCUUUGUUUAUUUAAUUAUUACUUGCUAACAGAGUUUUGCAAGCCAACCUGCAAUUUAAGUGCUCAAGGCAACUCACAACAAGAACAAAAAAUUAAAAUUAAAAACCAAAAGUAUAAUAUAGUUUAAGAAUGCACAUUUUGUCAGUAGGUUUCAGGUGAAGUUCCUUGGGAAGAUAAUUCUACAGUGAGUGCUGCCACUGAGAUGUAGCCAACUGCCACAUCUCAUUUGGAGUAGGACUUCUGAGAAGAUCUCUAGAUCUAGGUUGGUAGGCAUGUGGUUCAGGUACCCUGGUCCAAACUGGUCCUUAAAGGUUCAGCACCUCAAAUUGGGUCUGGGAAUAGUCUGGGAGCCAGUGAAGACGACAAAGCAUUGGUGUGAUACACUGAUUUCAUACAAUCUCAAUUAGCUUUCUCUCAACCAAAUUCUGAAGUACAGUAACAGAAAUUUCCAGGCUGUAUUCAACCGUAGCCCCACCCCCACAUUUAUGAUUUUUUCCUACCUCUGUCUCUCCUACCUUUGUUUGUUUGUUUUUCAAAAAUCUGCCUGGUUUGCAUUUUAAAAUUGUAUUAAGAAUGUUUAUUUACAUUGUGUUUAUAUUAGUUCGGUGAUAUUCCAAGCUGUGCAGUGUUUUUGCCUGGGGAAAUGGAAUAUAAGUAUGUAAACACAUAAGUAAGUGAGGAAAAUGUGAGCGAGAGAGGCUUUGAUGUUUCAGCAGAACCAUGUCAUAGAGGAAUUAUUCACUGAGGGUAUGGAAAAUCAGGAAGGGAUGUAAUGGAGUUAGGGCUGUCUGUGUGGCACUUUUUGUUGCAUGUUAGGGCAUCCAGACUCAUUGCUGUUGGGAUGGAGACUUGGAAGACUAGGAAAGCGUUUUGGAUUCCCGUGUAGUCAAGUACUUGGGAUUUUCCAGCCCUGGAAAACUCUUGAGUGUCCCGGAUGAAUCUGUUGUACUGCUUGGAUCAGAAUGACUUUCUUUUACUUUCCUUAUAUUUGCAGCACCUGGGUAUAGAGGAUACUCACAUUAUUCAAGAGAUCAUGGAAAAUGAAAUCCCACCAGAUGCCGUCCAGGACAGAAGCCUUUACAGCCUUCCCCAGCUGGACACCAGUGCUUUAGUGGGACUAUUUGUGGAAUACAUUGUCUCUCCUUCGCAAUUCUAUGUCCGAAUCUACAGUGCAGAAACGUCAGUGAAGUUAGAAAACAUGAUGUUGGAAAUGAGGUGAGGGGGAACUUACCCAUUUCGGUCUGGGCUUUUCGUUGUAUAUGAGCUAGGAUUGCAGGGAGAAAAGAGAACCCAGUUUGGUAUUGGGUGUUCUUGUGGUCUGUCAAAACUCAUGUGCAAAAACUUUACCCUGUUUCUUGGGAAGGGUAUUCUUUGAUGUAUACAUUUCAGUGUGCAUGGUUCUCGUAUUUUAUUUUAUUGAAGCAGCACGAUAAUCAACCGAACAGAAAACCCUUCUAAACAUCAAAAUAGGUCUGAACAAACAAAUGGGGUUUUAGUAGAUGUUUAAUGCAGCCAACCAAUGAAACUUCCCAUAUCUCUUUGGGUUGGUGCCAUCUUGUCAAUCUCCUACAAAAGCCUGGGUGAACAGCUGCAUUUUUCAGCUGCCACCCAAGCAGUCUGUGUAAUCAGAGGGAGAGUCAGCAGUGUUCACCUGUCCUCCAGUUGUCCUCAUUGCUCUGCACACUCAGGCAGGGAAGAGGAGGGACAAAGUCAGUGCAGUGCAAACACACUAGUGUUUUCACUACAGCCUCCUAGCCCCUUUACCUAUCCACCAGAGUCAACAGUGACACAAGCAACUGAACAUCAGAUGAAUCAUAGAAUCAUGAAAUUGUAGAGGAAGAAGAAGGAGGUGCUGACCUAAAUGGCCUCGGUCCUGUAUACCUGAAGGAGCAUUUCCACCUACCAUCAUUCAGCCCGGACACUGAGGUCCAACGCCGAGGGCCUUCUGGUGGUUCCCUCUUUGCAAGAAGUGAAGUUACAGGGAACCAGGCAAAGGGCCUUCUUGGUAGUGGCGCCUGCCCUGUGGAACACCCUCCCAUCAGAUGUCAAGGAAAUAAGCAACUAUCUUACUUUUAAAAGACACCUGAAGGCAGCCCUGUUUAGGGAGGUUUUUAAUGUUUAAUGCUGUAUUGUGUUUUUAACAUUCGGUUGGGAGCCGCCCAGAGUGGCUGGGGAAACCCAGCCAGAUGGGCGGGGUAUAAAUAAGAAAUAAUAAUAAUUUAGUCCAACCCCUGCAAAGCACAAAUGUCCCCACCCUGUCAUCUGCUCCUGGAUCUGCUUCUAUGCCAGUUGUAGUUCUAUAGCCACCACAGAUAAGACCCUAUCUGUGGUCACUGCAUGGUGUACUUGUCCCAUCAACAGGACCACAGGGAUGACUUCUCUUGCAGAUCUCAAUGCAGAUUAAUAAUGGUAUAGGGAUAUCUGAGACUCAAAAGUUUUUUAAGACUUCAAAUGUCUGCUACUUAGCCAUAGGAUUGUACUGUUAGUGACCCACUUGGAUCCUGUAUUUCAGACGAUGCUAUUCUAGUAAACAUGUAGCUGACCGAUACAUCAUGCCCGAAGCCUCAAUCAGUCCUGGUCAGCUUUGUUGUAUAAAAAAUUCGGAAGACAAAUGGUGGUACAGAGUUAUCAUUCAUCGAGUGCUCAAUGACCAGGAAGUGGAAGUGUUUUACCCGGACUUCGGAAGUACGAGGACUGCCCAGAAAUCCUCGCUGAGGUUUCUGAAGUAAGUAAAUCGUGUGCUAGGCAGGGAAUGCUUAUCGGCUGAGAACUGGUGGAUGGUGAGACCUCUUUCUUUUCUACUCUUGCUCUCAGAAAAAUUAAUGGAGGAUAAGAUUAUGUUCUACCUCCACUUUCAGAGGCAGUCUGUUCCUGGAUACGAGUUGCUGCACUCCGGUCCUGCUUGCAGACUUCCCAAAAGCUUCUAGGUGGCCACUGCAAGAACAGGAUGCUCAUUAGAUGGGUCAUUGACCUCAUUCAGCAGAGAUGACUCUUAUGCUCUCAUACGCAAAUCCCAUGCACCCUUCCUUCCUCUCACACACAAGUCCAUUCACUCAACAUUCUUUUCACUUUCUCUGUCUCCCUGUCUGCCUUCCCCCACCUCACAUACCCACACCAUCCAAGGCUGAUUUCAAAGGUAGCACUUACGUAUCAGUUCCCACAUCUUGUCAUCUCAUACCUAAAAUCAAAAGUUCUUUCAAAACUGACUUGCCCUCUGUCAUAGGCAGUAAAAUAACGUUUGGGAACACAGACAGUACAGUGCAAAAUGACUCUUGCUAUUUAGCAUAAGUGGGUGAAAAUCCACUUCUGCUAAAUAGGCAAACUAAGGCCCGGGGGCCGAAUCCGGCCCAAUUGCCUACUAAAUCCAGCCCGUGGAUGUUCCGGGAAUCAGCGUGUUUUUACAUGAGUGGAAUGUGUGCUUUUAUUUAAAAUGCAUCUCGGGGCUAUUUGUGGGCAUAGAAAUUCGUUCAUUUUUUUCCCUUCCAAAAUAUAGUCCUGCCCCCCACAAGGUCUGAGGGACAGUGGACCGGUCCCCUGCUGAAAAAGUUUGCUGACCCCUGUAUAGUCCAAAGGCUAUUCAUCAGGAAAUAAGGAUUUGUUUUAAGUUUUAAGUUUUUUAAAAAUUGUUUAACCACAUCAGUUUACAAACAUAGAUACAUAUGCUAUAAUGUUAUUGUUUUAGUUAAAUAAAUUGUUUUAAAAGUCCAAAUAUAAACAGUUAACUUAUUAACCCACACAAUAAUUUCAUAAUUAUCUAUGUACUUCUAAUAGUAUAACCAAAUCAGUAAUUUUUGAUAUAACUGUAAAAACUACUCUGAAAAUUUAUCACACAAAAAAUGAAACCUUCCUCUAGUUGUAAAUAUUAAGAUGAUACCAGCAAGAAUGAGUCUUUCUGUAAAGAAAGUGAGUUAAAUCAAGUCUUACUGACUAGUGAUUUAAAUCGUGAUUUAAAUCAAAUCCACCUUUGUGUGGACUCAGUCUUGCUUACUUUCUUUCGUGGGAAAUGCCAAAUGUCAACGCUUUGUUCAUUAUCCAGUUUGAUGCAAGACUACUUGGCUUGGGGCAGCAAGUCAAAAGUGGCCCUGUGAAUUACCUUGUUCUUGUUGCAGGUCUUGUUAUGCAAAGCUUCCUGCUCAAGCCAUCCCUUGUUCCUUAGCUUGGGUGAGACCUACAGAGGUAUGUAUAUAUGUAUUAUUUUUUCAACUAACCUUACCCUAGAUGUUUGGGAACAACUUAAAAAUAAGCUGGCUUUUGUUUUCUGUUCUUGUUUUAAACUUUAACGUAUGUGUUCAUUUGUUUACUGCACAUUUUUUACCAAUGUUGUAGCAUUUUUAUGUUGCAUCCAAAAAGUGCACAAGCUUUGGCAAAUACUUAAGGAAAUCUCAUAACGGUUAGGUAUUUGCUGAGACUGCUUCUCUUCAUGCCCUACAUCUAGUGGAUGAGUGAAUCAUAGAGUUUGAAGGGACCCUCGGGAUUCUAGUACAACCCCCUGCAAUGCAGGAAUAUGCGGCUUUCCCACAUGGGAAUCGAACCUGCAACCUUUGCAUUAUCAGCAUGCUCUAAUCAACUGAACUAUCUUGUUGCAUAUUAUUUGGAGUGAAAGGAGCAACCAAGGGUAUACUUGUCAGUUAUAUCUGUAUAUCACAAGAUGUUAGGGCGGAAGAAGAGUCAUGAAGGAUUAAGAGCAAUGAUAACAUCAGAAUUUUAAAGUUCAGAAGGUGGAAUAGCUCAAAGAAUAAGUGAAUAAGAAAAAUGUGUUUUGGAAAGUAAAGAUAAAUAAGAUUUGAAGCGCUAUUUUAGGGGGGGGAAAUCGAGAUACAAAAGGAGAACACAAAAAGCAGCUGGAAUGUAUUAAGACUAAUUAGAUAGAAUCUGAUGUGCAGAGCCAAUGAAAUUAUUUUUUCAACUCUGCUUGACUUUGUACCUUAUCCUUUCUUUAUCAAGGACAAUUGGACUGCCAGUGACAUACAUGAAUUCCAAAGGUUGUGUGAGCUGAAGCUGCUUGUGGGAGUCGUGGAUGAAUACAUAGAUGGAAUCCUUUACCUCUUCCUCUGUGACACCAGCUCUGACGAAGAUAUCUACUUGCACAAUGCACUGAGAUUAAAGGGCCAUGCAUUCAUCUGCAGAGAAAACCUUCCUUCCAAGGUGAGGGCAAAUAUUUGCCGGAGGCACUAAGGGAAGGUUAAAAUGGAUAAGUAUCUCUUAAGGCCAUGAGGUUCUUAAACUGAUUUGUGGUGAUGACCCAUUGAAAACUGAGGGGGGAUGGGGAUGUCCCAAGUGUUCUUAGUGCUAACUAAACCAAACCAAAAAAUGUUAAGUCUGUGGAAGGAUGAUAAAAAGAAUGACAUGGCAUGCUUUUUUUCUAAGAGAGCACCAUGUGAAAGCAUGUGGAAACAUAGUUUGAUGAUUAUAAGUUUGUUAAAAAUCAGUGACCCAGAAAAAGCCCACAUGAUUAUUAUUAUGUUUAAUUCAGUUGCAUUAUUACAUUUUUUUUAAAAAAAACCCUAGUUAUUUUUAGUUAAUUUCCAGGUUGUUAAAUCUUUUUAAAAAAUGAAUUUUAUUUAUCAUUUUUCAUUUUGCAACAAUGCAUAAAAAUCAACAAACCCCAAAAUAAGAACAAAUCAACUUUCCCCCCACCACAUUCAUGGUUCCUUCGGUUUAUCUUUACUUCUGCAUAUCUACAAAAUGCCUCAAUUGUUUGUUUCCUGUAAACUUUCUUCACAUAUUCUUUACUGUUCGUUUUAAGUUAACCCUGCUAAAGCUUUAAGUUGUUUACAAUAACUUUUUAAAUAGUCAAUAAAUGCACCCCAAUCUUUAUUAGUUUUUUUUCUCUUCCUGAUUUCUUCCUGUAAGUCUGCAUAUUCCAUCAGUUUUAUCUACCAGUCCUCCUUGGUUGGAGCUAUUCCUUCUUUUCUUUUUAAAAUAUUUUUUUAUUGGUUUUAACAUACUUUCCAGACAAAACAACCAUCCCACCCCAUCUUAUACAUUUGUGGCUAUAGUUAGCCUAUGACUUCCAUCAAUCCCUUCUGAUGAUUUUAAAAAUUCAUCUCCUAUUCCUGCAUUUUUGGUUUCAUAUUAUCUUAACAUUGCAUUGGCAAAUGACUUGUAAACUACUUUGGUAAGAGUUUUUCUUUAAACUGUAUACAAAUUUAUUAAAUAAAUAAAAUUCUUCAUUCUCCUGCCUUUAACAGAAUUUCAGAGAGCCAUUCUUUUCCACAUUGUAUCUGAAACCCGGACCGGAGCAGCAGUCUGGUUUGACAAAAGCAGAAACGCCCUUGCUUACGCAGGAAUCUCUUUGUGACCUUCCAGAAGUACCAGAUUCAGGGUCUUGCUACAAUGAAGUGCUUUCCCAGGUGGAGAUUUUUGAGUUUUUCUGUUUAAAUAAGCAUUGAUGUUGCCUCUAGUGAAGUAUAUCCAAGAAGUUAAAAUAAAUACAUGAGCAAAGUUAACAGGGAGAGCUUCUCCAAGACCCAUUAGAACAUAAUAUGGGUAAUGGGAUCGCUUUGAUCUAAGAUACCAUACUAGUUUCAUUUGGAGACCUCAAAAAAUACCUUCCAUUUGUUUAUUUGUUUAAACAGAGAUUUAAUUGGGACAAUCUAAUCCCACUAACAUGUAACUUAAACUGCACUGCAGUUUAAAGGGGUGUGUGGUGAAGGUGUUAAACAAGCCUCUUGAAGCCGGCAGCUGUUUUGUGGGGUAGUGAGGUGGCCAAUAUUGCUGGCGAGGAGGAGAGUAGCUCUUGGGAGUCCUACAGCAUCUCAUGUGGCCCGGUGAGAUUCUUGUGAAAAGAUGGGGGUGGGUACCUUUAAAAGGACUCGCUGGCCACCUUGCUACCCCUCUCUUUUCCUUCUAGCAGACAGUUUUGUUUUAUCAGCAAGUGAAUUGUUUAAAACAAAGUACGUUGAAUUAAAAAUUUUCCUUUUAAAAGUUGACGGUACUGUAACUUGGCCCCGAAUUGUUUUCUAGAGUACAGCAGACCCUGAGAUGCCACUCCUCGAGCCAGUAUAUAUGUGCGACGAAAUCUGGGAUGAGAACUGGACAUCUUCCAAGCAUUAUGAAGAAGAGAAAAAUGGUGAUACUUUGUCCCCUGACAACGCUGUGUUUCCUCGCCAUUCUUCGAGUGAUGAAGGGUAUAAGGAGGAGACUCAGCACAACCAGGAAUUGACACAACAGGUGGUGGUUGUUCAGUGUUGAUGGGAGGGAAAUGGUCAGAUGGGUUGUUGGUGAAGUUGCAAAGCCUUUUCAUAUCCCUUAGCUAUGUCUUUCUAGCCCUUUUAUUAUCCCAAAGUCUGAGACCAGCACAAUAGAUUUAUUUAUUAAAAAGAUAAUAAAAAGAUUUAGGGGCAGAGAUCAAGAGUUGUUGAGGGGUUUUUUUUGGCCCAUCACGUGAGCUGGGACAGCCCACGAUCAACCCAGUUGGACAGGCAAAAUUUAGAGAGUUGUAACCCCUUUCCCUUCAGAUUAAAUGACUUUCAAAGUGGCCCUGCCGUUGGGUUUAUAAUAUAAAAGACACAACAGAAAACGGAAUGGAUUUGGUGGGGAGGAGGGAAAAAAGAAAAUUCAGACACCAGCUAUUCCUAGACUGCUUACAAAGACCAGCUGGAAUGGAAAGAAUUUAAAAGUUGCUGGCCUUAGGUGAGUUGAUGCAGUCCCAUCACUGAUGUAGGUUGAUUGAAUGGCUAUUGUUAGAUGCCAGUUUUAGGGAGGAUAAAGCCCUUCCUUGCCACUCCCAUUGUACUUACCAGAGAAAGUUCUUCUGGACCCCAAAUUGCUCGUGUGUGUCUUCAGUAUGCUGCUUUCAGUCUAGAUUGAUUCUAGAUCCUGCCAUCCACAAGGUUAGGUGUGGUUACUUGGUAGGCAUUUGAACCCAGCCAUGCCUUUUCCUUCCUGCACAUGCCCCAGAUAAAGAAAUAAAGAAGUGGCAAUUGUGAUUUUGGUAUAACCCACACAGUUAUUGAGCAAGUGUGGGUACAUAAUAGGGUUGCCUACAUCUUUUUUCAAAAGGAAACACUGUGAGAUAAUGCAUAAUCCAUCUGCAACAAACUUUUAUUUUUGUAAUAUAACCUGUUUCUCAGGAAGUGCUUUUCAGGGGGAGAAAAUACACAGUAGAUCUAGAUUGUUGGGAGAGGCAUGCUACAUAGAAAAAACAAGAACUCAGUUACCAUUGAUUCUAGCAGCCAAAGUUGUAAGAAGAUAGAAAAUGAGAGCAAACAAGCACCUGUAAACCCUGGUUUGCUUGUUCUAGGUUUCAGUAUCGAGCUGGUAGUAGUGUUGAUCCUCUUGACUUUUAGUAAUGUUUUGAAAUACUGUACUGCGUAUGAGUUUUUGGUUUCAUAUUAUCUUAACAUUGCAUUGGCAAAUGACUUGUAAACUACUUUGGUAAGAGUUUUUCUUUAAACUGUAUACAAAUUUAUUAAAUAAAUAAUAUUCUUCAUUCUCCUGCCUUUAACAGAAUUUCAGAGAGCCAUUCUUUUCCACAUUGUAUCUGAAACCCGGACCGGAGCAGCAGUCUGGUUUGACAAAAGCAGAAACGCCCUUGCUUACGCAGGAAUCUCUUUGUGACCUUUCAGAAGUACCAGAUUCAGGGUCUUGCUACAAUGAAGUGCUUUCCCAGGUGGAGAUUUUUGAGUUUUUCUGUUUAAAUAAGCAUUGAUGUUGCAUCUAGUGAAGUAUAUCCAAGAAGUUAAAAUAGGUACAUGAGCAAAGUUAACAGGGAGAGUUUAUCCAAGACCCAUUAGAACUUAAUAUGGGUAAUGAAAUCGCUUUGAUCUUAGAUACCAUACUAGUUUCGUUUGGAGACCUCAACAAAUACCUUCCAUUUGUUUAUUUGUUUAAACAGAGAUUUAAUUGGGACAAUCUAAUCCCACUAACAUGUAACUUAAACUGCACUGCAGUUUAAAGGGGCGUGUGGUGGAGGUGUUAAACAAGCCUCUUGAAGCCGGCAGCUGUUUUGUGGGGUAGUGAGGUGGCCAAUAUUGCCGGCGAGGAGGAGAGUACCUCUUGGGAGUCCGACAGCAUCUCAUGUUGCCCGGUGAGAUUCUUGUGAAAAGUUUGGGGUGGGUACCUUUAAAAGGACUGGCUGGCCACCUUGCUACCCCUCUCUUUUCCUUCUAGCAGACAGUUUUGUUUUAUCAGCAAGUGAAUUGUUUAAAACAAAGUGCAUUGAAUUACCGUAUUUUUUGCUCCAUAACACUCACUUUUUUCCUCCUAGAAAGUAAGGGGAAAUGUCUGUGUGUGUUAUGUAGCGAAUGCCUACGGGUGGCGGGGGGAUCUGCUGCAGUCGUGAGCAGAGGAUCCAUGGUUCCCCUUCCUUCCCUCCUCCGUGGCUCGCUUUGAAACAGCAAAGCAGAAGAAGAGCCGCUGAGUGGGGAGGAGAGAGGGACAGAGAGCCUGCUUGCUUUAAAGGAGCAAAGCGGGAGAGGAGAGGAGCCUUCUCCUCUUAUACCCCUCUUCUGCAUUAUUAGCAGCAUCCUUCUCCACACACCCCACGCGUGCUCCUUGUUCCUUGAGUGCUUUUCCUUCCCUCCCCCCUUAAAACGUGGUUACAAAGCACGGAUCUACAUGGAUCCUCAGGAUUUUUGCACUGGGUCACCCAAAUUCACCAUCAGAUCACAUAGCAUGUCCAUGGCUACAGCUUGCACCAAAAAAAUCAUGCACCCACUAUUGCUUGGGGCCACAGUGGGGCAAAAACGUGGUUACAAAGCAUGGAUCCACAUGGAUCUUCAGGAUUUUUGCAUUGGGCUACCCCAAACUCACUGUCAGAUCACGUCUGUGGCCACAGCAUGAACCAAAAAAAUCAUACAUCCACUGUUUCGUUUAGAAUAUUUUUUUUCUUGUUUUCCUCCUCUAAAAACUAUGUGCGUGUUAUGGUCGGGUGCGUGUUAUAGAGCGAAAAAUACGGUAAAAACAUUCCUUUAAAAAGUUGACGGUACUGUAACUUGGCCCUGAAUCGUUUUCUAGGGUACAGCAGGCUCACGCUUGGGCUCUGAGAUGCCGCUCCUCGAGCCAGUAUAUAUGUGCGACGAAAUCUGGGAUGAGAACUGGACACCUUCCAAGCAUUAUGAAGAAGAGAAAAAUGGUGAUACUUUGUCCCCUGACAACGCCGUGUUUCCCUGCCAUUCUUCGAGUGAUGAAGGGAAUGAGGAGGAGACUCAGCACAGCCAGGAAUUGACACAACAGGUGGUGGUUGUUCAGUGUUGAUGGGAGGGAAAUGGUCAGAUGGAAUGAUGAUGGAUGGAAUGGCUAUUGCUAUAUGCCAGUUUUAGGGGAGGAUAAAGCCCUUCCUUGCCACUCCCAUUGUACUUACCAGAGAAAGUUCUUUUCUUAAUCUUAGUUAUCCUAACCACUUUUUUCUGCCAGUACGUUUGCUGAACUAUGUUCACAUUAUCCCUCUUGCUUUUACUGUCAAUGAGCAUCACUUUUUGGGGGCCCUUUUACUUACCAAAUGUGUAACACAUUUUUGGCAGAAUGUGGAUAUUUCCAUUCCCUUUGAGAGAACAAACUGUCUGAGUCUGGAACCCCUGAACAGAAAAGUGGAGUUAUCUGGAAGAAUGGAGGUAAAGUCAUUUCCGUUGGCUUACCUUGUAAACUUGAUUUCCGGCUUUAAAGUAGCACAGAUUAAUUCCAUUAUUGGGAUGGCAUGCAUGGUUGCAUAACCCAAGAUACAUUGUCAGACCCUACAUACUUGUUGAAUCUUAGCGUGGUUGUGGAGAACCCAGAGGUCUAAUGGGGACCUGCAAGUCUGUUUUAUCUUUCACUCUAUCCAGGCUAUACCCUUCACUGACUGCUUCGCAUGUUGAGUGUUACUGCCUGACUAGCAUGUGUCCUUGAACUCUGAUCAUUCCUCUUGUUUCCCUGGAUGGAGGCCAGAGAGGAGUGCAUGUGGAAACUAGCUCACUUCACAAAUACAACAUUUUCAUUUGUUCACUUUCACCUCUGGCCCUGCCCCCCACUGGCAUGUUGCCCACCCCCUCCAAGAGCACGCAGCUUCUUGGCAUGAACAUUUCCUCCACCCCUUCUGAAAGCAUCAUUGCUUCCAAGAAAAGAACCUGUGAGUCCUCUGCUAACAUUCUAGGUGAGGCUUUCCAAGAUCAGAGGUACGGCUUUUGAACCUGCACAACUAUUUCAGUGCCGCAGAACGCUAGCUGUGUAAACCUUGUCGCUCUUGCAUUUUCAUCCUCUUCUUGUCUGACUCUUUUAAUGGUGGUAGUUAUCCAGGAGUGGGUUACUUUUCCCAAUAGCUUGGAAGGCAAGGCUAUGAAAAUGGCUUUGUGCUUGGUCCCAUUCUGAGAGAGGAGGCUCCCCCCCCGCCCAGUCCCAUCUUGCCUGCUUCAAGGUAGCUGGGAUUUUCCAGCCCUUUUGAACUUUCUUUUUAUUGUGCUAGCAGACUGAUUCAGCAUUUGCUUAUCUGACAACUUAUCUGGCCCUGAUGACAAGCUUCUGUCACAUUACUGCUGCUUCCCCCAUGGAAAAGCAGACUGGAACUGACUGCAAAGAGGGGCAUGGCUCCUGAUCUAGUGUCUAGCAAGUAGUCACAAGCAUUUCAGGCAGAAAGGAUCCUUCUUUGAGGGAUGAUAAUGAGGUCAACUUUCCUGUUUGAAUAAGAAAGUAAUCUUAUGACCAUAGGAGGAGCAUUGCUCCCGGGCUACUUUCUGGUAAGGGGGCACAGCUUGCAUCCCUGUCAAGGAGCACCCCCCUUUCAGCUGGUAGUGAGGCCAGUUCUCUAACAUGGAGAAGAAGAAGCCAAUCUGGCUGCUAAGAGGAACAUCACCAGAAAGAUCUGGCUAUGUUUAGAAUGAUGCCGCAUAGAGAAAUGUUCCCUGAUACCAAGAUGAGGGAUUCCUUUGGAAUGCAGAUAGAGAUAAUUGAUAUGAAUAAUGAUCUGUUGUGAGCUUGACAGAAGUGUACAAUAGAUGAGCCUUUCUACUUUGGCUCAUCUUCCUUUUUCUUUUUCUUUUUUUAUCUAUUUUUCUCUUUUCUUUUCUUUUAUCUUUUCCAUAGUUGCUUAUGUUCUGUGUCAUGUACUUUGAUAUUUUUUGUAGUUUUUAAAGUUUUUUUUCAUUACUAUUAAGGAAUUUUCCUUUGUAAUUUUGGUUGUCUAUAUUUAUAUGUACCUGUUUAAAGCAAAAAAAAAGUUUAAUUUAUUUUUUUUUAAAAAAAGAGGAACAUCACCUCCAGGCUACUUCUGGCAAGGAGGGACAAAUGGAAGUUGUGCUAAACAUCAAUAUGGGAAAUGGGUAUUCAGGUUUGCUUAGGUUUGCGCCAUACCUUUCUUCUGUAUGCAGGCUGGCAUAUUUUGUACAAACUGGGGAAGAAAGAGUCCCAGAAUGUUCCACUUUCCCAGUGCCAUGGAUUCUUUCAGCUGUGUUUGAGUGAAUCCUGUUAACCAUGGUUGCAGUGCCUCUGUUCUGUCUCCAUUUUUUAUACCAGUAAUGCCCUACAAACUCACUCCCCUUGCUUCUCUGUUCUUAGCUCUGUCAUGGGAACCUGUUUUGUAGCCAAAAUAUGGAUUGAGAUGAUAAAUAGGAGAAAAGGACUAGCUUGCUUCCACAAAUGCCAGUGAAUUAGCAGUAAAAAAAUCCCAUAAAAUAUAAAAAGGAAGUGCAUUUGUUAACGCAGUGUAAACACAUAGAGCCCUGUGGUGAUUAGCCCUUCCUGGUGUCUGGGUACAUGUGUUCACUGCAUGUCCUCUGCUUUUUACAGAGUUUGCCAAAUAGCGGUGUGUUAGUGGCAGGUACUGUUUGUGUAUGAAGGAAAAUAAACUCUCAGUUCUUUUCAGUGGCCUGUGACAGUGGCAUGGGUCACACGGGUUUACUUUUGCCCUAAAUCAGGUUUCUUCCCUGUCCAUUUGACUACAGGCAAGAAACACUCUUGGAGCUACAUCUGAUUCUUUGUCACAAACGCUGCAAGAGUUUUACAUCUCCAUUGUCCAUUCCAAGCAAUCAGCAGAGGAGAACAAAUUAGAUUUGGAUCUGAACAAAUUAUCUGGCUACGGUUCCCAACCACUUCCAUCACCAUCUGCCAUACACGGUACUUGUGGGCUGCCUAAAGCAAAAACUGUUCAAGUGCAUAAUCUGGCUAUAUUAAUCCUGUUUAAGUAGUACCCUUACUACUCUAUUGACAUUAAACUGCAAGUCCUAAGAAUGUCUGCGCAGAGUCCCACUUGGAGUCUGAGCGGCGAAAUGGACACCUCAUUCAUCAUUAAAGUUGCAGCAGAGAGAGAAGUGUGGAAACCUUACUGCCUAAGUGCCUUGAAUGGUUGCUUGUGCACAGCAUAUCCUACUGAAACAAUGUGGGAGGAUCCUGCAGCUCAUAUCGAGGCGCAGUUGGUGCAUUACUGCACCCACAUGGGAGCUGCUUCCCGUGGUUCAAUUUCGCAGUAUUCCAAUAAAAAUGUGCCUGCCUGGCAUACUCACUAUCAGUUUUUAGGUACCCAUCUAAGACAUUAUGAUUUACUCAGGCAUUUGGUGGCUAAAUUAGCCUCUGCUGUGCUGCUCAUCUUUUAGUGGGGUGGGGUAGGAUUUGCCCUUCUUAUUGUAUCAUUGGGUGAGCAUUUUAGGAAUUUUGUAUUGUACAUGGUUUUUAAUUUGGUUUCUAAAGUUGAUUUUAUCGGUUUUUAUUUUCUCUUAUCUGUUAAGUAACUUUGAGAUGUUUUUGUGUAGGGUGACUAACAAAUGAAAUAAAAAAUGGGGAUGGGACUACAUUGUCCAUUCCCCGGUUUUUCUUCAGUCAGGGCCAGCCUGAGGCAAAGCGAGGCAACCGCUUUAGGUGGCAGGAUCUGCAGGAGCAGCAGAUCCCGAUUCCACUGUUUGUUCCUGAUGUAGAUCUUCACUCACCCCUUCUUCCAUGGGUGGGGUGGGGGGAGUGCCAUUUUGUGCUUUGCCUCAGGUGCCAAAAUGUCUUGUAGCCAACCCUGUACUCUCUUGUCAGGGAAGCACAUAAGUUGCCACCCCCAAGUGUGAAUUGGCUCAUGGCAUUUCCCUGUUGAUUUGCCAGAUCAGAGAGCCGAAUCUGAAUCCUGUGAACUACAUAGCCCAAGGUCACUUUUUUCUCUCUCUUUGCUGUUCAGGAAAUGUUCCUUCAGAGAGGAAGGUGGAUGACGCCUCCAGGACCCAAGUAAUAACCCUGUAUACCGCUCGCAGCUGCCCUAACCAAGGGGGCACAGGCCACAAUGCCUUGGUGUUCACUGCCAAACUUCAGGGUUCCCCGGCAUCCUGCGUCGCUUGCAGCCCUAGUGUAGCCCUUGGAGCCUCAGCACGCUUAGCUACAUCUGGCGGCUUUUUCUCCUUUCAUCUUAAGAAGAUGGCGAUAUGAGGAAAGCCCAAGGAGUGGCUGGAUGGCUAUUCGAGACUUCAGUGGCUGGUUGCUUUCUUGUACACAUUGGUAAAGAAAAAAAGGCUUGAAGGCUAUGGGAAUUCUACCUAUGUUUCAAUUUGGACUAAAUGCGGCAAUGAGUGCUAACUUUUCCCCUGUUUGUAUAGUUUUGUUGAUUCUCCUGUUCUUAAUAGAAUUGUUCCAAAAGUAAUCAGUGAGUUGUCCUAUUGUCAUGUUUGCACCAAACUAUUUUAAACUGGAUAUUUUAUUGUAGCUAGACAGUUCUGUAUAUAUUUUUGAAGUAUUGAGUGCAUUUAAAGAAGGGAGCUAUUCCAGGCUAUUUCAGAAAGGAUUUGUUUGUUUGUUUUCAUAACUUGAUGUACAGUUAAACCUUGGCUGCCAAACACCUCAGUUUUGGAACGUUUCGGCUCCCAAACGCCAAAAACCCGGAAGUAAGUGCUCCAGUUUUUGAACAUUUUUUUUGGAAGCUGAAUGUCUGACGCAGCUUCUGCUUGAGUGCAGGAAGCUCUUGCAACCAAUUGGAAGCUGCACCUCUGUUGUCGAAAAUUUCGGAAGUCGAAUGGGCUUCCAGAACGAAUUACAUUCGACAACCGAGGUUUGACUGUAUAAGCGCAGAGUCCAGCAGCAACCAGGACGCAGUCAGAAGUUACAGUCUUACCCACCAAAUGUCAGGCCAGGUUCCUUGUUAUGAACCUGAUACAGUUGAGUAGGGGCCUAUGGAAAAUAAAAACAAACAAACAAAAA
Messenger RNA from Podarcis lilfordi (Lilford's wall lizard), 31419 nucleotides. The record is from the annotation of a GenBank genome assembly. Lineage: Eukaryota; Metazoa; Chordata; Lepidosauria; Squamata; Lacertidae.